Messenger RNA from Lodderomyces beijingensis, 1479 nucleotides. Lineage: Eukaryota; Fungi; Ascomycota; Pichiomycetes; Serinales; Debaryomycetaceae. The record is from the annotation of a GenBank genome assembly.
AUGUAUUACGAAGUAAAUUUUCAGUCUUUUCCCAGUCGGUUACACCCUAAGAAUGACGAGUAUUACUCGUAUCCCUUGACGGAUUACUACAUUUCGUCGUCGCAUAACACGUAUUUAUUAGGGAGACAGGUUGGUGGCGAGUCUUCAGUUGAAGGGUACAUCAGGGCUUUGCGUCGAGGCUGCCGAUGUGUGGAGAUAGACGUGUGGGAUGCCUCUAAUGACAGUGGCGAGCCCGUGGUCAACCAUGGACGAACUUUUAGCAAGUCGAUCAAGUUUUCAGAUGUCAUCAGCGCGAUCAAGAGGUAUGCAUUUGUCACUUCCCCAUACCCGGUGAUUCUCAGUUUGGAAAUCAACUGCUCGAGCUCGUUUCAAAAGAAACUCGUUGCGAUUUUAAAGGAAAUGUUGGGUGAUGAUUUAGUCAGUGAAGUUAUUGACGAGGCGCCCGUCUUGCCCUCGCCUCAAGAGUUGAAAUACAAGUAUUUGGUCAAGGUGAAAAAGACGAGUAAAUACAAGGAACUUUACGAGACUGAAGACGGCAGCUAUACCACUUCGUCAUCUACAACUCCAACCUCGUUUAGCGAGGAUAGUGCCAGGUCGAAUGGCAGUCUAAGCAUAACCAGUCUUCGUCGAGGCACUGCUCCAAAAGUCAUUGAGAUAUUGAGCCAGCUAGGCGUGUACGUGCAAGGGAUCAAGUUUAGAAACUUCUCCUUGCCCGAGUCCAAAGUCUACAACCACUGUUUCUCAUUGAGCGAAAAGACGAUUAACAAGAUGUUGAAAGAUGAGAUCAAGCGCACCUCCUUGGACAAACAUAAUAGAAAGUACUUUGUGCGAGUUUAUCCUUCGAAAUUCAGACUCAAGUCUUCCAAUUUCAACCCGAUCAAUUAUUGGAAAAUCGGCGUGCAAAUGGUGGCUACUAAUUGGCAAACUUACGAUUUGGGCCAACAGCUAAACGAAGCCAUGUUUGAUGGAGUUGGAAUUUACAAAAGCGGGUACGUUUUGAAGCCGUCGAGUUUGAGAAAACCCGUGAUCAAGACUUCUAAACUUUACAAGAUGCCGCCGCUACAUGUGGAAAUGAUGCAAUUGUCAAUCACCAUAGUGAGUGCCCAUAAUUUACCCACCCACGAAGGAGAAACUAUAAAUCCGUUUGUUACUUUGGAAGUCAUAGGCGCCGACUCUGUGCAUUGGGAAAAUCCCAAAAUGGAAUCUGGCAGAACGAGAUCCUUAUCCUUGUCCUCGUGUAGAACCGGUGACGCUACAUGGGAGGAGACGUUCGUGGCAGAAAUGAUUGGUUCAAGGGACUUUACAUUUGUCAAGUUUGUCGUCAACUCCACCAGCUUGGAAAAGGCAGAUGUCCAGCAAUUAGGUCUCGUCGUAGUCAAGCUAGAUUAUAUGGAGCCCGGGUAUCGAACCUUGCACCUUCAUGACCAUAAUGGUGAGCAAAUGCCGGAUACCUCGCUCCUGGUGAAGAUUAAUUCAUGA